Molecule: messenger RNA, 4732 nt
Organism: Physcomitrium patens
Lineage: Eukaryota; Viridiplantae; Streptophyta; Bryopsida; Funariales; Funariaceae
Source: RefSeq, a predicted model, not a curated record
CAUCCCGAUCUUCUGCAGCAUUAGUAGCACCAUCGUCACCUUGUCUGCAAGGAUACCAUCGCAAUCGUGGUCGGAACCCAAUUCCGGGUGCCACAUCUGAGAGCACUGGUUGACCUGCAUUGUCUCGCCAUAUAAGCCUGCUCUUCGGGUUCUCAAUCAAUGCGUCUAGCUCAGUUUGUUGUGGUGUGAAUUUUUGAAGAUUGGUGAACAUUUGGGAAAGUGUCAUUGAGGUUCUUGAAGUUUUAACGGAUAUUCGACGUGGGUUUUGUUACGUUGGAUUGUGGACAUUUGCAGGGUUUUCGCCUUCAAAGGAAAUCAGGAAGAGAGUAACGCGAGGGAGAAAUUUUGGUGCGAGCGAGAGCAUGUGCGUUGGCUGUAUUUGGUAGUAGUUGGUGGUCAGGAGAAGAUUAGACAUGACAGGAGCUCGGAAGCUUGUCGUGGAGGUUAUCUCAGCCAAGGAUCUUAUGCCCAAGGAUGGGCACGGGUCGUCGAAUGCUUAUUGCGUGCUGGACUACGAUGGCCAGCGAAAGCGGACCAAGGUGAAGUCCAAGGAUCUAGAUCCGACAUGGAAUGAGAAGUUUGAGUUUGCGAUUCAUGAUCCCUCUGCGCCUGGGGUCCUGGAAAUAAAUGUCCAGAAUGAGAUGAACAGCGGCACUGGAAGGCGGAGCAGCUUUUUGGGACGAAUAGUGGUACCUGUGAGUACUGUGCCUCCCAAGCCAGAGGCUGUGAGAUGGUAUCCGUUGCAAAAGCGAGGCCUCUUCUCGCACAUCAAAGGAGAUCUAGGGCUUAAAAUUUGGUGGGCACUGGACGAGCCACCAAAGGCCAAGAAUGAGAAGAAGGAAGAGAAGAAACUAAAGGAAGAAAAGACCGAGGGAGCCGGGGGGAAGAAGGAGGGUGGGGGUGGAGGGAAAAAGAAUCAGAGCAAGGAUGAUGGAGGCGGAGACCAAGAAAACCAAGGGACUGCGAAGUCCGAAGGUGAUGGAGACGCAAAAGAGAAUGUCAAAGUCGGUGAUGGAGGUGGCGAUGAAAAGCCCAAAGGUGGUGGUGGUGAGCAGAAUUCCAAGGGAGCUGGAGGAAACGGUGGCAACGCUGGUGGCAAAUCCAAAGAGGUCAAGAAAGAGGUGAAGGCAGACAACCAACCGCAGAUGCCUAGACCUUCUCUAAUAACUGUGCCUGAAACCGACUUCACCGUGAAGGAAACAAAUCCAGAUUUGGGCAAGGCUGUCGAUUACAGACAACAUUUCGAUUUGGUCGAGCAGAUGUCAUAUCUAUUUGUCCGUGUGGUUAGAGCACGAGGUCUGAUGGGGAAGGACACCAAUGGCUUAAGCGACCCUUAUGUUCGCAUUACGGUAGGACCUGUGAGGACGGAGACGAAGAUCAUCAAGCACGAUCUUAAUCCGGUAUGGAACCAAGUGUUUGCUGUUGGGAAAGACAAACUCCAAGGUGGAACUCUAGAAUUGUCUGUGUGGGAUGCGGACAAGCAAUCCAAGGAUGAUUUCCUCGGUGGAUUCAUGAUUGAUCUCUCCGAGGUCCCAGUUCGGAAGCCUCCUGAAAGCCCGCUCGCUCCCCAGUGGUACAGGCUGGAGUCUAAGGUUGGACCUGGAAGAGUUAGAGGAGAGAUUAUGGUUGCAAUUUGGUGGGGAACUCAAGCUGAUGAGGUCUUCCCUGAAGCUUGGCACUCGGAUACUGGCGGCCAUGCUAUGUUUCGAUCCAAAACUUACCUUUCACCAAAGCUUUGGUACUUGCGAGUGAAUAUUAUCGAGGCUCAAGAUUUGGUUGCAAUGGAUAAGGGACGUCUUCCAGAGCCGUUCGUAAGAGCGCAAGUCGGUCCUUACCAAAUGUUACGAACAAGGCCUUCAGCAGCAGUAAGGGGUUCCAGUCCCUUCUGGAACGAAGACUUAAUGUUUGUUGCUUCAGAGCCUUUUGAGGAUUGGCUGAAUCUUCUAGUUGAAGACGCUGCGGGCCCUAUGGGUGAGAUUCUGGGCCUCGCCAGAAUACCCCUCAGCACUAUCGAGCGUCGAAUCGAUGGUCGCCCAGUGCCCUCAAGAUGGUACAUCUUGGAGAGAGAGGGUGGGAAAGGAGGACCCUUUUUAGGUCGCAUCCAUCUAAGGCUGUGCUUCGAUGGUGGUUACCAUGUGAUGGACGAAUCUCCUAACUAUAUCAGCGACACACGACCAACUGCAAGACAAUUGUGGAGGCCUCCCCUUGGUGUUUUGGAGCUUGGUAUUCAUGGGGCUAACAAUCUACUCCCUAUGAAGACUACCAAAGAUAACAGAGGGACCACAGAUGCGUAUUGUGUUGCAAAGUACGGACCGAAGUGGGUUCGAACACGUACAAUUUUCGAUACAUUCAAUCCGCGAUUUAAUGAGCAGUACACCUGGGAGGUCUAUGAUCCUUGCACUGUUAUUACCGUGAGUGUCUUCGAUAAUCGUCAUACGCAACCUACGGGACCUGCACAAGUUAAGGACCUGCCAAUUGGAAAGGUCCGAAUCAGACUCUCAACUCUUGAGAGUGACCGGGUGUACACAAACGCGUACCCUCUGCUAGUUGUCACACCCCAGGGAGUAAAGAAGAUGGGUGACAUUGAGCUGGCUGUGCGAAUGACCUGUGCAUCAACGGCCAAUUUGAUGCACGCCUACGUUCAGCCUCAGCUACCGCGCAUGCACUUCUUUUAUCCCAUUGAACCAAGGCAACAGGAGCACUUACGAGUGGCAGCCAUGAACAUCGUGGCGCUGAGGCUCAUGAGAGCUGAGCCUCCAUUGAGGCAGGAGGUUGUAAGGUUCAUGCUCGACACUGAGGCUGAGCGGUGGAGCAUGCGUAGAAGUAAAGCGAACUAUUUUAGAAUUAUGGGUGUCCUCCAUGGCGUGUUAGCCAUCAUGAACUGGUUUUCCGACAUCUGCAGUUGGAAGAGCCCUGUGACCACUGUUCUCGUACACAUCCUGUUCCUGAUACUCGUUUGGUAUCCUGAGCUAUUACUGCCUACCAUGUUUCUGUAUAUGUUUUUAAUUGGUGCUUGGAAUUACCGCUUCCGAUCGCGGAUCCCUCCCUUCAUGGAUUCCAAACUCUCGCAAGGAGAGUAUAUUGGAGAUUUGGAUGAGUUGGAGGAGGAAUUCAACGUAGUACCUGCCAACAGAGCUGCAGAGGUCCUGAAGCUAAGAUACGAGCGGUUGAGGUCUGUUGCCGGUCGCAUCCAAAAUGCCCUUGGUGACCUUGCCAGUAUGGGUGAAAGGCUUCAUUCUCUUCUUAGUUGGCGUGAUCCUAGGGCAACUGCAAUGUUCAUAACCUUCUGUCUACUCACUGCGAUAAUACUGUAUGUGACUCCGUUUCAAGUGGCGGCUGUGCUGCUGGGCGUUUACGUGUUGCGUCACCCCCGGUUCCGUGAUCCUUUGCCUGGACUGCCAAUAAACUUCUUCAAAAGGCUUCCAUCGCAAUCUGACCGUAUACUAUAGUAGUAUAAGCCAAUUUCAUUCUUUGCAGAUGCAUCUGGGGAAUGUUCACCCUCAUGCCUCAGCUGAUGAGUUUUGUUCUGUCAGCAUUUUUAUCGAAAUUUUAUUUUUAGGAAAGACUUAUAGGUCCUGUCUAUAUUGAGCAGUGGAGGAGAGAUGUCAAAAGAGACAUGUGAGGUAGGUGUAAAUUUAACUUGUGCGAUUACAAAAUCUUGUUUACCGUCGUAUACCAUACUUCACAUAUCGGAUAAUGAUUUCGAGUAUACGUACAACUGCUUAGUCUGCAAUUCUUGCUCAUUCCCUAAUGAUCUGCUGUUGUGUCCUGCGAAUGGUCUCGGUGAAAGUAUUGAACAGUUAUGGUCCAGUAACUGCGCGAAAAUAAUACCCGAGUAUUGGGGGUGCGACAUGCUCUAUAUAGCACAAGACACAAAUAUUUAGUUUAGUUCUCCUCACUGAUGGAUUCUGCCUGAGUAGACGUGGAGAAACACCGAGUGUCUUUUGGGAAUCUCAAAUGUUCGGGAAGGAGCGCGAUGAGCGGCAACUGAAGGCUCUUCAAGUUAUAUUGUGUCAAAUGGCAGGUCAGCGCAGCGGAAUUGGUCCAGCCAGCACUUCGUAGGUGCUCGCCACGACAGCCACUGUCCUGUGGUACGUUAGACCGGAAAGAAACUUCUGUGGACACCUCAGACCCAUUAGGCAUGUACAUCCAACAACAUACACAUCUGGCACCGUCUGCCGAUGCACUGCAGACUAUGUUCUCUUCCGUGCACAAGCACUGCAAACGUUCCGCUACAGAAGCCCAUACACAUUUAUUGCUCUUUCUGGGAUAGAUAAUCCCCGUUUGCUUCUUCAUGAGGAUGUGUCCAUGUGGUGGUGGCCUUCUUUGGUGUUCUCCACAAUCACGACCACGAAAACCUUAGAAGGCAACUCGAAACCCUUCUUUUUAACCUUGAAACUGUAACUAAUCUCUCGUCCUCCUUCUCUUUCAUCCUUGCAGUAUUUCUCAUUCUGCAGUCAUAGUAUUCUGUUUUCCUAUCAUGAGGGCGAUAAUCGUGCACACAUAGAACAAUACCGUAGGCAGCUAUUUCUGCAGUAACAGCCGAAGUGUUUAGAGAGUUCUUGCUUUAGCUUGUCUAGAAACUAGGCGCUGAUUUUGAUACUAGUAGUGUUGACCUGCUUCAUAUUGUUCACAUGUGUGUCCAUACUGAAAGGAACUUAAUCAACACUCUCCGAAAUUCAAUGGGAUGUACUCAUGUCUGGGAUGGAGUAUUAAGAGCUUAACAAGAGUA